Messenger RNA from Hippocampus comes (tiger tail seahorse), 4022 nucleotides. It is a transcript of the gene kcnq4, whose product is annotated as potassium voltage-gated channel subfamily Q member 4. Gene Ontology annotation, molecular function: voltage-gated potassium channel activity. The transcript is spliced from 16 exons. Bases 538 to 2694 code for a protein of 718 amino acids. NCBI's taxonomy places the organism in Eukaryota, Metazoa, Chordata, Actinopteri, Syngnathiformes, Syngnathidae. Gene Ontology annotation, biological process: potassium ion transmembrane transport. Gene Ontology annotation, cellular component: voltage-gated potassium channel complex; membrane. The record is from RefSeq and is a predicted model, not a curated record.
CUGACAAAAAUAUAUAUUUAAAACAAAAACACUUCUGGAUCCUCCUUCAAAAUUACUCAGAAAAAACGGCUAUUUUUUUUCCUCUAGUGAAUGCAAUACGCUUCCGUAGUUUUAACUUGAAACUUUUUUUUUUUAAUGCCCAAAUUCAUUGCCCCAUCUGUGAUUCGGUGGAAUGACUUGAGUGCGUGCACGAAGACGUGCGCAUCUCGACGCGCGCGCGCUCCAAGGGCACAGGCGGAGCAACGGCUUUUCGGCGUGCGCGCGACCCUCCUUCCUACCUCCUCCUCCACCUGGCCUAGACGCCCACUGGCUCGAAAGCGAGCGCCACCAGCUCCGUACCAGCCACCACCAUGAAGUUUGCAGGUCACGCUUCGCGUGUCCGGACGCUUCCCUUUGCGACCGUAACUUGACUUAAAGUAGUUGGAAAGAAAAUCCAAACAAACCUUCACGUGUUUUUUUUUUUUUUUUUGUGUGUGUUUUGCUUUGGCGUGCGGAGCGUUUCGGGAUGGAUCCAAACUUGGCGCCCCGGAGAGGUUGAUGUUGGGGAGCCCGUCCAACAACGGCGGCGUCGGAAUGCUGGCGCCGCCGCUGCCGCCGCCGCCCGCCGGUGACGAGCGGCGGGUUGAGUUCGUGGCGCUCACCGCCGUGCACACGGAACGCAGCGAGCCGUCCACCCCUGAGCGCGGCUUGCCGUCGCACCGCACCGGGCUUCUGGGCACGCCGCUACCCGGGGCCCCUGGCCCCCGCGCCGGUGCGUCCCAGACCAGCAAGCGCUUCCGCAAGCUCCAGAACUACUUGUACAACGUGCUAGAGCGCCCGCGUGGAUGGGCCUUUAUCUACCACGUCUUCAUCUUUCUGCUGGUGUUCAGCUGCUUGGUGCUGUCUGUCUUCUCCACCAUCCCCGAACACCAGGGGGUUGCCAACCAGGGUCUCUUCAUACUGGAGUUUGUGAUGAUUGUGGUGUUUGGCCUGGAGUACUUCAUCAGGAUCUGGGCGGCGGGAUGCUGUUGCCGAUAUCGCGGCUGGCAGGGACGGCUGCGUUUCGCUCGCAAGCCCUUCUGCGUCAUCGACUUUAUCGUGUUUGUGGCGUCGCUGGCGGUGAUCGCAGCGGGCACGCAGGGCAACAUCUUCGCUACAUCGGCGCUGCGCAGCAUGCGCUUCCUGCAGAUUCUACGCAUGGUGCGCAUGGACCGGCGGGGCGGCACGUGGAAGUUGCUGGGAUCUGUCGUCUACGCUCACAGCAAGGAGCUGAUCACGGCGUGGUACAUCGGCUUCCUGGUGCUCAUCUUCUCCUCUUUCCUGGUCUACUUGGCCGAGAAGGACAAUACUGACUUCAGCAACUAUGCAGACUCCCUCUGGUGGGGCAUUAUAACGUUGACCACCAUCGGUUACGGCGACAAGAUCCCUCGCACUUGGCAGGGUCGUCUGCUGGCAGCUGGUUUUGCUCUCUUGGGCGUCUCCUUCUUUGCCCUGCCUGCUGGAAUUUUGGGCUCAGGCUUUGCCUUGAAGGUUCAGGAGCAGCACCGCCAGAAGCACUUUGAGAAGCGACGCAUGCCCGCCGCCAACCUCAUCCAGGCCGCGUGGCGUCUCUACUCGACCGACGCCAAGCACUCGUACCUGACGGCCACCUGGUACUUCUACGACAGCAUGCUGCCUUCCUUCAGAGAACUGACACUACUGUUCAGUCACCUCCAGCGGCAGCGGAAUGCCAGCAAGAAGGCGCCGCCGCCGCCAUACAGCGCCAACUUCAACCACAUGCCGCUGUCAGGGCUGCGGCCCUACAGCGCCCCCUAUAUGUCGGGGGACAGGAGGGCCGAAGAGCCGCGCAGUCAAGUCCUUGCAAAAAAGCGAGGUCUCUUCCGGAUUCAUGCCGGACGCAAGCAGAGCAGUAAACUGGGCUUCCGGGACAGGAUCCGGAUGAACAACUCCCGCUCGGCGCAGGUGAUCCGGAACAAGGCAUCGCCCCAGGCGCCCGGCCUGGCCGUGAGGCACUCGCCCAACCAGGAGAACGUCCCUGAGGCGGCCAGCCCCGGGAAGGUGCAGAAGAGCUGGAGCUUCAAUGACCGCACUCGCUUUCGGACGUCGCUGCGGCUCAAGGCCAGGCCUCCCGUUGACGUGGAGGGUCUGGGCGAGGACAGCGUGGACGACAGAGGCUACUGCGACAUUGCCAUGGACGAGGUCAUUCCCGCCGUCAAGACGCUCAUACGAGCCGUCAGGAUUUUGAAGUUCCUGGUGGCCAAGAGGAAGUUCAAGGAGACGCUGCGUCCGUACGACGUGAAGGACGUCAUCGAGCAGUACUCGGCGGGACACCUGGACAUGCUGGGCCGUAUCAAGAGCCUGCAGAUGCGGGUGGACCAGAUCAUCGGGCGAGGUGCCGUCCAGGCCGAUAAGAAGGCGCGACCAGAAAAGGGCGAGAAGACGCCGCCGGAACUGGAGUCUCUGGAUGAGCUGAGCAUGAUGGGACGUGUGGUCAAAGUGGAGAAACAGAUUCAGUCCAUUGAGAACAAGCUGGACCUCCUGCUCAACUUGUACUCAUCUUGCCUGAAAAAAGGCUCGUCGUCUCAGUUGGCGCUGUCCUCGCUGUUGCUGGAUGCCGACCUGACGUCGGACUACCACAGCUCAACGGACCAAAGAGACCUCUUCCCCUCCGCCAACACCCUCUCGCAGUCCGACAGCGCCACCUUGGAGUCCUAGCCAGACACUCUGGGUUUGUUUUUUUUUUUUUGUUUUGUUUUUUUCUUGGGACCCUCCAGAGGGCUCUGCUGGACCGAGAGCCACCCAUUGCACGCCUCUUGAGGAUCAACACUAGCUUGCAAAAUAGGAGUCCCACCCAGUCCCUCAAGGUACACUGAAUAGAAAUUGCACAGGUAUGGUCUCAAGGGUAUCAAAACAAAGGUACUUUUUUUUUCUUUUUUUAAACAAAGGUACUCUUUUUUUAAUCAUACUGUGAUGAAUGUAAGGCUCUUAGCCCACAUGCAAAAAAAAAAAAAAAAAAGAAAAAAAAACAUCACUCCAUGUUUGGCAUCAUGCACGCCGAAGCCAUGUUUACGUAUUUGCGGCAUUAUGACACGCGACUCAAAGAACAAUGUUGCAUGUGGUAGACGAAGGCGCUUGUUAGGGCGCUCGGCGGAAAGGUGUGCCUUCUGUCACGCCGCCGACCCACACAUUGAUGUUACGUCUGGUAAAAAAAUGAAGAAAAUGUAAAAAAAACAAAACAAACACAUUUUCUUAACAGAACAACAAGCACCAAUUGACUUUUUCCAAUGGUGAUUUUAGGCACACCCGCACUGCUUGGUUUUCGAGAUCCACUAAAAUAACUGCCAUUACAAACAUCAAAAUUCUGUAGGAAAUACCAUACCUCAAUUAAUAGUCACGUGUUUCACGGUAUAUUUUCACUGUCUUCAUUUAUACUUGGGGUGGAAAAUAACAACACAAACAAAUGUGCGCUUUUCCUUCAUGAUAAACACCUUACCUCGCAUCAACCCCAUGAAGUUGAGUAAAUGAAUACCUCGAGCUUAUUUCAGGAAUCAAGGCAGGACUAUUUCAUUGGAUCUCGUCAUGUUAUUGCACAGGUGUGCCUCAUAAAAUGGACAUCACCAAUCAUAACCCAGCGGGCAUGGCGCAACUACCUCUGAGGCCACUGGAGGGCACUAAAAGCGUGCGAGAGCGAGCGAUUGCCUGCCUGAAUGCAUUUGCAUGUCUUUUUCGCUUUCUUUUUUUUUCCCCUUUCUUACUCUGCACGUUCUCUCGCUCUUCACGUCACCCUCCCACUGACUCGCUGCCAUUUCGACAUUCCAGCUUCACACGGUCCUCCUAAUAGCGAUCAGACACCGAAGAAAGCAAUAAAAUGCUAAGCUAGCGAUGCUAAGCUACGCUACUACAGUCUUCCACCUUCCAGCGAUGUAGCCGAUUUCCGCACAGGACGAUGAUGAUGAUGAUGAUGUGCGUCUGCCGAGAGUAGAAGUAGUUCACGUGACUAACUUAUUAAUUUAUUUGUUUCAAUAAAAGAUCUUUAGACUGUA